Molecule: messenger RNA, 1946 nt
Organism: Melopsittacus undulatus (budgerigar)
Lineage: Eukaryota; Metazoa; Chordata; Aves; Psittaciformes; Psittaculidae
Gene: AKIP1
Product: A-kinase interacting protein 1
Exons: 5
Coding region: 1294-1851 (185 amino acids)
Biological process (GO): regulation of non-canonical NF-kappaB signal transduction
Cellular component (GO): nucleoplasm
Source: RefSeq, a predicted model, not a curated record
GGAUGCUUCUCGAAGCUUCUGGGACCUUCUCGAAACCUCUCGACGAUGAGACCCCAGCAACAGAGGGAAGCAAUGGAAAAGCACCACAUCAACAUCCGGGCGAAAGGAGGCAGCGGGAGUGGCUGAAGCCUUGAACCGUGAAGGAUAAAGAACAGCCACCCAAAGACCCCGUGUGUGCAUCUUGGGUGGAGCAGAGAUUUCGUGGUGCACCCAGCACUGUUUCUAUCUCUUAUCGCUUGUUCAAUCUUAUGGAUUUAUAUAUUUGCGGUUUGAAAAGAGAUUGGCUCACUCAUUGAUAACGAGUACAAGAGAAUCAACAUAAAGCUAAGUUGCAUUUGAACACUGAAUUAGGGCCUUCAACGGUUUUCAUAAACAGGCUAAGAAGGGCUUGUUUAUUACAGGAACUGGCUACUGCUCUGGCUAAGCAACUGGAAGAUAACAGACUGUAAACUAGGAGAGGAUUAUUUCUCUUGUUUGCAAGCAGGUUACAUCAGGAAAAGCCCCACCAACAAUGGAUUUAAAGAAUCAGGGCCUCCUUCUUAACCUGGGCCAUGCUGCAUGUAAAGAAAGUUUCUGUGCCUAUUUUGCCCUUCUUACCGUCACCAGUGCACAAUUGAGAUGAGCAACAGAGCAGCACCCAUUUACACACACCCACUGUUGAUUUCGGAGCCUGUUUGGUGGCAGCAUGACUGUAGGGCUGAUUUUGCACACGUGUUGCUGCACGGGAAAACACCCCUGGGCCAGAGGCAGCUUCCAGGGAGCACGCAGGCUUGUGUGGCAAACCUGGCCUCCAGUAGGGCAAAGCACAUUGUGCUGUUUACCAGCCAAGGGAAAUGGCUUUCUGUUAGAGAGCAGAGGCAGCCAUAACUUGCAGACACUGCCCUCUACCAGCACCUCUUUCACUCAGCCAACCAUCCCCGCAUGCUGUAGUUUUUACCUCAGAAGUUUAAAGAAAAACGAUAAAACCCAGGGUGUACCGCUUUGUACCACAGACAUCACAGGGUGAAGCUCCCCGGCCACACCAGCAGCAGCCCACUCAACCACGGCUCGGCACCCUGCAGCUUCUUCCUGCUCUUCCCGUCGUGGCCGGGCAGGACCAGCGGCAGAGCAGUGCCGCUGAGGGAAGGAAGGAAGCUCAAGUGAAGCCCACCCGGAGCAGCCGCUCUGCCUCAGGCAUGGCGGCGUCAGGGGAACCCUGUGGGAGUCCGACCCCAGCGCCACCGCUGGCGCAGCGGCAGGGCUGUGGCGCCCCCUAGCGGCGGCUCGAGAGUGAACGGACGGGACGGGUGGCGCAUGCGCGUUGUGACGGCACCGGGAUGGAGCGGGCGCGCACGGCGGGGCUGGCUCGGGACGUGCUGGAGCGGGCGCGGAGGAGGCGGCGGCCGGCGGAACGGGAGCCACAGCCGGCCUCGGACCCGGUCAGUGCCGCGGGCGGCGGAACGGGAGCCACAGCCGGCCUCGGACCCGGAGGAAGAUUCAGAACGUCUCAAUGCAGCUUUCGUUUCAAUUGUGAACUUGAUGAAUCAAGCCUCAAAGGAAUGUGAGUAUUAUAGCUCUAUGGCAACCUGUACAUGCAAAGAGCAUGAAAUCAAACACAUCUGUAGAUACCAUGCCAGGCAAGCAGAGAAAAGAGAGCUGGAGUCCUGUGAAGAAAAGGGGGCUGAAGCAUCUGUACCACCCAGUCAAGCUCAAACUUGCCAGCAAUGUGCUAGAGAAGGUUCUGAAGACAUCUACAUUGAAGUUUCUCCUGGCUUCUAUUCUGUCACAGCAACCUCAGAAGACAUGGUGCAACAAACCCACAUGGUGGAUGUCCAUGCAGGACAAAGUAUUGAUUUAACUUUUGUUCUAUGACAUUUGUUGUUUCUUGGCUAUCACAGGAAUAAAAUAUGAUGCUGUUUUAAUGCAUGAAAUUAACUAUGAAUAUAUUUUUCUUGUUAGCACUUUAA